This is a messenger RNA of Euleptes europaea (tarantolino), 2138 nucleotides long. It is a transcript of the gene NADSYN1, whose product is annotated as NAD synthetase 1. The record is from RefSeq and is a predicted model, not a curated record. Gene Ontology annotation, biological process: NAD+ biosynthetic process. The transcript has 21 exons. Gene Ontology annotation, cellular component: cytoplasm. NCBI's taxonomy places the organism in Eukaryota, Metazoa, Chordata, Lepidosauria, Squamata, Sphaerodactylidae. Gene Ontology annotation, molecular function: glutaminase activity; NAD+ synthase (glutamine-hydrolyzing) activity; ATP binding. Bases 1 to 2124 code for a protein of 707 amino acids.
AUGGGCAGAAAAGUGACGGUGGCCGCCUGCGCCCUGAAUCAGUGGGCGCUGGACUUCGGUGGCAACCUGGAAAGGAUUUUAAAAAGCAUUGAAAUUGCUAAAUGCAAGGGAGCGAGAUAUCGGCUUGGUCCAGAACUUGAGAUUUGUGGCUAUGGCUGUUCGGAUCAUUACUUUGAGUCUGAUACUCUCUUGCAUUCAUUUCAAGCUUUGGCUAAGCUUCUGGAAUCUCCUGUGACUCAGGACAUAAUAUGUGAUGUUGGCAUUCCUGUCAUGCAUCGAAACGUUCGCUACAAUUGCAGAGUGAUCUUCCUAAAUAGGAAAAUCCUCCUUAUAAGACCAAAGAUGGCUUUGGCAAAUACCGGAAACUACAGGGAAAUGCGAUGGUUCACUCCUUGGAACAGAUCACGGCAGGUGGAAGACUAUUUUCUUCCUAGAAUGAUUCAAGAAAUAACAAACCAGGAAAGCGUUCCAUUUGGAGAUGCGGUUCUGGCAACAUUAGAUACCUGCAUAGGGAGUGAGAUCUGUGAAGAGCUGUGGACACCAAACAGUCCCCAUAUUGAAAUGGGAAUUGAUGGAGUGGAGAUCUUCACCAAUUCUUCUGCAAGCCAUCAUGUAUUAAGGAAAGCUCAUACGCGAGUGGAUUUGGUAAACUCUGCAAUGACAAAGAACGGCGGGAUAUAUAUCUUGGCUAACCAGAAGGGCUGCGACGGUGAUCGUCUGUACUAUGAUGGUUGUGCCAUGAUCUGUAUGAACGGCGCCACUGUUGCUCAAGGACUUCAGUUUUCUUUGGACGAUGUGGAAGUCUUGGUUGCCACCCUCGACUUGGAAGAUGUCCGAAGUUACAGGGCAGAAAUAUCGUCUCGAAAUUUAGCAGCAAGCAAAGUGACACCUUAUUGCAGGAUUAAAGUAAAAUUUGCCCUUUCAUGGCCUGAUGACAUAAGCACACCUACAGAUGAGCCAAUCCAGUGGAGGUAUCAUAGUCCAGAGGAAGAGAUCAGCCUUGGCCCUGCUUGCUGGCUUUGGGACUACUUAAGGCGUAGUGCACAGGGAGGAUUUCUCUUACCGCUUAGUGGUGGCGUGGACAGUUCGGCUACAGCCUGCAUUGUGUACUCGAUGUGUCUUCAGGUUUGUUCUGCAGUACGGAAUGGAAAUCAAGGUGUACUGAGUGAUGUGCAUAAGACAGUGAAUGAUAAAGCCUACACACCAAAGGAUCCUCGAGAAUUUUGUAGACGCAUCCUAACAACUUGCUACAUGGCUAGUGAAAACUCUUCUCAGGAUACAUGUGACAGAGCCAAAUCUUUGGCUGAAGAAAUAGGCAGUUAUCAUAUAAACAUAAACAUAGAUGGAGUUGUGAAGGCUGUUUGGGGGGUUUUCAGUGCAGUGAUGGGACGAUUGCCCCAGUACCACGUGUGUGGAGGCAGCAGCUGUGAAAAUCUGGCUUUACAGAAUGUUCAGGCUAGAAUAAGAAUGGUGUUUGCCUACCUGUUUGCACAGCUCUGCCUUUGGUCUCGAGGAAUACCUGGAGGACUGUUAGUGCUUGGAUCAUCUAAUGUGGAUGAAAGUCUUCGGGGUUAUUUCACGAAGUAUGACUGCUCCAGUGCUGAUAUCAACCCUAUUGGCGGAAUCAGCAAGAAUGAUUUGAGAAGUUUCAUACAAUAUUGCCUUGAGAAUUUUCACCUAACAGCGCUUGGAUGUAUUCUUUCUGCACCACCAACCGCAGAGUUAGAGCCACUGAAGGAAGGACAAGUAGCUCAAACGGAUGAGGCAGACAUGGGGAUGACAUAUGCUGAGCUCUCAGUCUACGGCAAAUUAAGGAAAAUAGCCAAAGCAGGACCUUACAGUAUGUUUUGUAAGCUGAUUAACAUGUGGAAACACAUUUGUACCCCAAGAGAGGUGGCAUCAAAGGUUAAGCAUUUCUUCAGAACAUACUCAAUCAAUAGACACAAAAUGACUAUUCUCACCCCAUCCUACCACGCUGCAGACUACAGUCCUGACGACAACCGGUUUGAUCUGAGGCCUUUCCUUUAUAAUUCUGCCUGGUCCUGGCAGUUCAGGUGUAUAGAUGAACAGGUUUCUAAACUGGAAUCGAAGGAAGUGAAUUCGAGACUUGAAGAUGUGGUCUGACUCUUCUGUAUGGC